UAAGCUUUUCGUAACAUGUCUGGUGGAGAUGAAGACCGGACCAUGUACAUAACCCCUACCAGGUACCAGUAUACCGUUUUCAAAGAUAAUUUGCACUUUUAUUUCAUGGUUGCUGCAAUUCCAUUAGGCCUUCUUAUUCUGUACUGCAAUAUAUUUAUUGGACCUGCUACAUUAACUGAAAUUCCAGAAGGAUAUGAACCCAAGCAUUGGGAAUAUUACAAGCACCCAAUAUCACGGUUUAUAGCAAAAUACUUUUUUGAUGACCCUCAAAUAACUUAUGAGCAAACUCUGCAUUAUCUGAAUGACUGUCUAGAGAAAUUUGAGUGGAGCAAUACCAUUGAUAAAGCAAAAUACCUGAUGGCUACAAGGGACGAUUACAAAGCUUGGUAUUUUAUGCCAUCUGAUCAAGGAAGACAUUACAGAUAUGCCAGAAAACUAUAUGAUGAAAUGGAAGAAGAACGUGGGUUCAAAUAACAAUGUGCAUUGCAGUUUUCAUAAAGAAAAUUGAGUUCUUUGGAGGAAUUUUAUGUAGAAAAAAAUACUUUUAUUUAGUUAGAUAUUAUUACAAAUAAAAUGAUAAUUGUUCUUGA
Molecule: messenger RNA, 590 nt
Organism: Stegodyphus dumicola
Lineage: Eukaryota; Metazoa; Arthropoda; Arachnida; Araneae; Eresidae
Gene: ND-SGDH
Product: NADH dehydrogenase (ubiquinone) SGDH subunit
Cellular component (GO): respiratory chain complex I
Source: RefSeq, a predicted model, not a curated record